GAGUCCCAACCAAGUCGUCGUUCCUGGAAUUCCCUACAUAUCAGGAUGGCACCCGGUUCCCGCGGGCGCAAGAAUGCAUCUAGAAAUUAGGCGUCAGAUUUCGUCUGUGUAUACAGCGAGAUCACUGCCCUCUACCUAUUCUCCCUCACACCCUUCCUCGUUUUCCUAGUGCGCUCGCUAAAAUGGUCUUCUAAGUCAGGCGCAAAACAGAGCUCUUCAAGGUCCCCAACUUUGGAGGGAUUCCGAAUGUGUACUUUGGUAAGCUUACAAUUCUUUCUAGUUCUCUCUCCCUGUACUAGAAGGCAUAUUCUGCUCCUGUCCUUAUGGAGGGCGAAACAACUCUUACUUUCUCUCCCUCACACAUCAUCUGGUAUCUCUUUAGCCGACAUCCUUGGAACCGACCCCUCAGCCUUAACCACCCCCGACAAAACCACAUCGACAAGCCAAACAACCCAUGAAGCAUUAAUCAAAAAUCCAAUCGUAGGCUCUUGGUUCCGCAUGGAAGCUGGUCCCGAGGCGACACCACCGACAUACGAGUAUGACGAGCUCGGCGUUGUCAUCGAGGGCGAGAUCACGCUCCGCGACGAAACAGGGCAGACGACGAUAGUCAGGCCUGGCGACGUGUUUUUCUUCCCGCGCGGGAGCACGAUUACUUUCUCUUCGGCGUCGUAUGGGGCUGCGUGGAAAUGUGCUAGGAGGAUUGGGGAGGUUACGAAGUUGUGAGACUAGCUACUUACAAGUAUGUUCAAUGCAUAGUUAAGAUAUUAGGGAUACUACUUAGGUAGAAUCCGAAGUUCUAGUACUUCUGUGAAGAAAAGAAAACGAGG
This is a messenger RNA of Aspergillus calidoustus, 827 nucleotides long. The record is from the annotation of a GenBank genome assembly. Lineage: Eukaryota; Fungi; Ascomycota; Eurotiomycetes; Eurotiales; Aspergillaceae.